Messenger RNA from Psylliodes chrysocephalus, 423 nucleotides. The record is from the annotation of a GenBank genome assembly. Lineage: Eukaryota; Metazoa; Arthropoda; Insecta; Coleoptera; Chrysomelidae.
AUGAAAAUAUUAUUAAUAGGUAAUCGAAAAAUCGAAAAAAAAAAUCGAAAAAAAUCGAAAAAUCGAAAAAAAUCGAAAAAUCGAAAAAUCGAAAAAAUCGAAAAAUCCAAAAAUCGAAAAAAAAAAAAUGAAAAAUUGAAAAAAAAAUCAAAAAAUCGAAAAGAUGAAACUGCAUUGUUCUUGGGCUGCUGUUCCAGACACUCCACUUAUUGGCAAGACAGAUAUACAGGAAACCGUUGGUUAGUUUCUUUGUGGACCGCUACCCCACAUCAACAACCAGCUUUGGAUUACACAGAACUACAAAAAGUUGAAGUUCAUCAUCCAAGAGUUGUUUAUUAUCCACCUACAGAGCUUGAACAACCACCUUCACCAAAGCAACCUCCUCAAUAUUUGGAGCUCCAAAAGCGAGAAAGUGAAAUAUAA